Molecule: messenger RNA, 3888 nt
Organism: Synchytrium microbalum
Lineage: Eukaryota; Fungi; Chytridiomycota; Chytridiomycetes; Synchytriales; Synchytriaceae
Product: undecaprenyldiphospho-muramoylpentapeptide beta-N-acetylglucosaminyltransferase
Exons: 20
Coding region: 1-3888 (1295 amino acids)
Biological process (GO): carbohydrate metabolic process
Molecular function (GO): hexosyltransferase activity; UDP-glycosyltransferase activity
Source: RefSeq, a predicted model, not a curated record
AUGAACGUAGAUGAGGGCAUACCUGCUCCGAAACAGGAUGUGCUGCCAUAUGAUCCAGUCGGCCCUGUAGUCGUCGGCUCGAACAAGAAUGGCGUUACCAACGACGACAGAUAUCUCGACCAAGAACUCGCUUAUGGAAAUACAAUAUUUACCUUCGCCCGUCAAGCUCUACGACUCGCGGAACUAGAAGAAGAUGAGGAAGGCAGGAGGCAGGAAUCAGAAAGUGAAAAGACUGGCUCCCUGGACUCAAACUCCACUGGCCGAAGGCAUCCCACACUCAACUCGCUCAAGGACAAGAUCCCAGAUGACUUCGAAGCUCGACGAAAGGCUAGUUUCGUAUCUACAAAGUCUGCACUUGGACGUAGAGCACUUGACUCUCUGGCUCGUGGCUCAACUACGUUAAGCUUGAUGCCGGUUCGUCGCAACACGAUCCUGGAUAAGCCUACAACAGAAGCUCCUCUGAGUGAUGAUGAAGGAGAGGGAGAUGAUAGUAGUGUUGAAGACUUGGAAGCCGAUAAUAAUGUCGUGUCUGAGCGAAUCAAGGUGGCUUUUGAUCUGCCUGUACUUGAGGCAUUCAAAGGAGAAUUCGCUUGUUGGUUGAGCAGAUCCGUAUUAUUGAAAGGCUAUAUGUUCAUCACAACGGGCCAUAUGUGCUUUUACACGAGUCUACCCAGAGAUCAAUCGGUGGUCAGAAAGAGCGGAUACUUGUCAAAGCGUUCUCUAUCUGCUCCAACAUACUACACUUACUGGUUUGUGCUCAAGGAAGAUGUUCUGACAUUCUAUGCUAACUCGACAGAUAUAUAUUUCCCAUUCGGCUCCAUUGACAUGAAAAAAGUCAUUGAUAUCACUACAUCAGCGUCCAGGAAGAAUGGUUUCAAAAUUGAAACACCGGCUCGUAAAUACCAUCUUACCGCUGAUACGGACAUUGCUGUGCAGGAAUGGAUUCAUGCUCUUCAAGCCAGCAUGUUUAGAGCGAAAAAUGAAGCCGAUGAUGUCCGAAUUGUCUUGCCAUUUGCCAAUAUUACUGAUAUGCAAUUGAACACUACUUCCGCUGGAGUGGAUUCUAUUCGAAUUCGAGUCUCCGAUGACGAUGUCGCUGAAGAGGCGUAUUACUUUACCUUCUUCAACGACAUCCGAUUCGCCUAUGAUACAUUGCACACAAUAUGGCAAGAAGUACAUAGGGAGAUCAAAACAAUACGUGGUAAAGCAAAACCUGUCUCUACUAUGUAUGACUCGACUGCAUCAUCAUCGCUACCACCGAAACCAGAAUCGCCCACACGAGACUUGAGGCCUCCCACUCCAUCAUCCGCAUUAUCCCAAUCAUCACCACGUCCUAAAUCUUCCAAUCCAUUCGUCGCUUUGUCGGCUGCAUUACCACCAUCAGCAAUAACCAAUGGUAGUUUGUCCCCAUCUAAUGUAUUAGGAAAAAUUCCACGAGUCUUCCAUCGUCGCUCUCAAAGUGAUAUGCAUGCCAGCAAAACUAACAGUGAGGCCUCGGCCGCAGCAGAUCUCUUCAAUAAUGUUCAAUCAGUCACAUCGCCCUCAGCAGACUCUGUAAUGUCUUCAUCCACAUCACCUUCUCUAUCUUCGUCGCCUGACCGUGAACGCCCAAACCCUCUAGGAUCGCAAACGUCAUUACCUCUAGUAUCUGUAGAUUCACCUCCUCCCGGCACUGAACGUCCACCCAGUCCACAGAAACAUGGAAGUUCAAGCUCUUGGGGUUCUUGGGCAACGCCAUUUAGUGCAGGUCAUAGAAAAACACCGUCUGAUGUGGGUCUUCAAUAUUUAUCAGACUAUUCUCGUGAUUUUGGAUUGACUGAUAAGCGACGAGAAGAGUUUGUGAGGACUUUUGGAUUACCAGAGUCUGAGGAGCUACAUGGAACCGCUCUUUGCUAUUUUGAACGUAUCAUACCUCGCCUUGGACGAAUGUUUAUCUCCGAACUGCAUUUAUGCUUCAACUCGAAUAUUAUUGGACCCAAGAUGAUGAUUCCGCUCUCUGAUGUUGUAACUGUCAAGAAGGAGAAGGCACGAAUGAGUGGUCUUUUAUAUCACUCUAUUCUCGUCAAGACGAAAGAUCAGCAAGAGUUUAUAUUCGCCUUCCAUUCCUCGGAAUCUUGUGACCUCAUCUGUCAAGUACUCAAUCCUAAAAUAGUUGGUCAUGUCGCCGCCAUUGAACCUGAGAUGCGUACCGCAGAGAGGAGGAAGAGUGUUGAGCUUAUACGUAAACAAGUCUCGGUACUCAAGGAUUUACAGCAUGAUGAACAUUCAAAAUCAAGUCUCACUGAUGAGGAGCUGAAUGCUCUUCCACCAGUAAUUACCGAAGUUGCCAGGGAAAGUCCCAAACCAAUGCAUAUCACAUGUCUCACCAUUGGUACUCGAGGGGAUGUGCAGCCUUACAUUGCUCUUGCUAAAAGGUUGAAGGGGGAUGGUCAUACCGUUAGGAUUGCUACACAUCUCGAAUACAAGGGAUGGAUUGAAGAUCACGGUUUAGAGUUUGGAGAAGUCAAAGGAGAUCCAGCUGCUCUCAUUGCCUUGUGUGUGGACAACGGAAUGUUUUCUGUUUCUUUCAUGCGAGAAGGCUUGUCGCAUUUUAGAGGCUGGUUUGACGAGUUAUUGAUAUCAGGCUAUGAAGCAUGUGCUGGUACAGAGCUCAUUAUACAGUCACCAACUGCAUUCUCUGGAUUACAUAUCGCCGAAGCUAUGCAAAUCCCAUACUUUUCUGCCUUCCCAAUGCCUUGGACCAAGACUCGUGCCUACCCACAUCCAUUCUCUGUACCCGAAAUACAUAUGGGAGGUUCAUACAACUAUAUGACGUAUUCUGCAAUUGAUACUGUCAUGUGGAUGUUUAUGCAGUAUCAAGUCAAUGCUUGGAGGAAGAAGACUUUAGAUAGGCCACCUGUGGGCUCCUUGGACUUGAGUGAAUUUCCCUUCUUGUACAGCUUCAGUCCAUCGGUAGUGCCUCAUCCUCCAGAUUGGCCCGACACAACUCACAUUUGUGGUUAUUGGUUCUUGGACAAUCCCGACUUGACUUGGAAAGCACCCCAAGAUUUACUAGACUUUUUGCAAGGCGACACUAAGCCUGUGUACAUUGGAUUUGGGUCUAUUGUUGUUCCUGAUCCAGAUGAGAUGACCACUAUAAUCAUUGAAGCAGUCAAGAAGAGUGGUGUCAAAGCGAUAUUAUCAAAAGGAUGGUCGGCACGACCUGUUGAAGGCAAAGUAGGAUCACCAACCAAAGGUGGAGAAGAAGUGUAUCCCGAUUGUAUCUAUCCCGUGUCAUCUGUACCUCAUGACUGGUUGUUUCCUCAGUUGGCUGGAGUUGUGCAUCAUGGUGGUGCAGGCACCGCAGCUGCUGGCCUGAGAGCAGGAGUACCUACCCUUAUUAAGCCAUUCUUCGGAGACCAGUUCUUCUGGGCUGACCGUCUCACAGAGCUUGGUGUCGGAGUUUCGAUUCGCAAACUCACAGUCGACAAGUUGGCCGAAGCUCUCAUCACCAUUACUACGGAUACCAAGAUGGCUGAAAAGGCCAAAGUGCUUGGUGCCAAAAUCCGACGGGAAGAUGGUGUUGGACGAGCAGUAGAAUACAUAUAUCGAGAUCUAGAAUUGUCACGACGAAGAAUCAUAAAGUUGCAUGCUGAUGUUGGUCAUCCAUCCGUAUCCAACAAUACGACACGACCAUCAACUCCCAUAGAAGGCAGGCCAUUAUCUCCAGCAAAUGGAUCUAGUGAAGCUCUCCCGUAUGUUGCUUCGCCACCAUCCAAACGACGUAGUGAAGAUGGUAGUAUGCCGUAUAGUAAUGGACGAGGUGCUACCGUGCUCCCACGCAACAUGGACCGAUCCACCAAGAGUCGACCCAGCUCGUGGCAUACACUACCAUUACCGCCAGCUUAG